Vicia faba (fava bean) is the source of this 1557-nucleotide messenger RNA. The record is from the annotation of a GenBank genome assembly. Lineage: Eukaryota; Viridiplantae; Streptophyta; Magnoliopsida; Fabales; Fabaceae.
AUGUCACCAAAUAAUUCGUUGAAUGUUGAAUUAUCAAAGAAAACAGUUUUGGGUUUGAAAAGAUGGGUUUUGAUUGGGAUAGGUGUUGGAGCAUUUAUUGUGGUGAUUCUUUGUAUAUUGUCUAUAUGGGUGAUGUUUCGGAGGAAGUCUAAGAGUAGGAGAUCUCUCGACAAGCCCCAAAUACCGAAUGUGUCAAAAGAUAUCAAUGUUGACAUUGUUGGGGUGCAGAAUUCUCAUGUUCAACAUGGAAACAUGUUUGUUCCUAAUGAUAGCAAUUUGGAGAAGAUAUCGGUUCGUAUGAGGACGGGUAAAUUCAGUGAUCCUGAUAGUGUCAGUCAAUGCAGCUCAGUUUAUCAUCACGAGAGAGGAUUAAGUUCACUGUCAUGGGAAGAAGGGAGCUCCGGGAAUUUUAAGAAGCGAUCUACAUUGUCAUAUGGAGGAGGGCCAACGACCACCUCUCCUUUGAUUGGCUUGCCGGAAUUUUCUCAUCUUGGGUGGGGUCAUUGGUUUACACUUAGAGAUCUUGAACAAGCAACUCAUUAUUUCUCGGCCGAGAACAUUCUCGGCGAGGGUGGAUAUGGAGUUGUUUACAAGGGCAGGCUGAUCAAUGGAACCGAUGUUGCCGUGAAGAAACUUCUUAACAACUUGGGACAAGCAGAGAGAGAAUUCCGGGUUGAAGUGGAGGCUAUAGGCCAUGUUAGACAUAAGCAUCUUGUGCGCCUACUUGGAUAUUGCGUAGAAGGAGUUCACAGGCUACUGGUGUAUGAAUAUGUGAACAACGGUAACUUAGAACAGUGGUUACAUGGCGACAAAUACCAACUCGGAACACUUACUUGGGAGGCGCGCGUGAAAGUUAUUCUCGGCACAGCCAAAGCGCUUGCUUACUUACAUGAAGCAAUAGAACCGAAAGUUAUUCACCGAGAUAUAAAGUCCAGCAAUAUAUUGAUCGACAAAGAGUUCAAUGCGAAAGUUUCCGAUUUUGGUUUGGCCAAACUCUUGGAAUCAGGAGAAAGUUACAUAACUACUCGAGUAAUGGGAACAUUUGGCUAUGUAGCACCAGAAUAUGCCAAUAGCGGUUUGUUAAACGAGAAGAGUGAUAUUUACAGCUUUGGUGUCCUCCUGCUUGAAGCCGUUACUGGAAGGGACCCUGUAGAUUAUUCGCGUCCUUCUGAUGAGGUUAAUCUUGUUGAGUGGCUCAAGAUGAUGGUGGGAGCAAGGAGAGCCGAGGAAGUUGUGGACUCGAGACUCGAAGUUAAACCAUCUGCACGCGCUUUAAAGCGUUCUCUUCUGGUUGCUCUUAGAUGUAUUGAUCCUGAUGCAGAAAAAAGGCCCAAAAUGAGUCAUGUUGUAAGGAUGCUUGAAGCCGACGAAUAUCCAUAUCGAGAGGAUCGAAGAAAUAGAAAGAGCGCGACUACCACCAGCUUGGAAAUUGAAACAGUCAAUGAUAUUUCCGGUCCAUCUGAUGCUGAAAAGGCUGUACAUUCAAAGAGCCAUGCGCCCGAAGAAGCUGCUGAAAAGACGGUACAUUCAAAGAGCCAUGCGCCUGAAACAUCUUGA